ACGGUGAGAUUCGUGCCAUUGCGCAUCGUCAGCUGGUAGUGGCAGGACGCGCGAUCGUUCUCGUCUUGCAUUGUCUUGGCACGGUCGGCCCCAAUAGACACGCGCGUGUGUGAUCUGAGUGUUCUAAUCGUUUUAUUGUAAGUGAUUGUACGCGAUACUAGGGAGAGCUUUCCGAGUGCGACACGCCGCACACCGUUUUGCUGUGCGUGUGAGUGCCGCCAGUGGUGCUGUUUGUGGCUGAAUGGCGAUUUAAAGCACACGCGCUCUCCGACGAUCGCCAACGAUCAGAGGCGUCGUUAUGCAAUGGGGCGGCAUUAGGGAAGUUGCGUCGAAGAAGUGAUCGAGCGUAGACCGGUGGAACUGAGCUUCGAUUCUUGUCGAUCAGCAACGUCCGGUCAGCAUACAGGAAAGUGAAGACGCGAAUCGCACGUAGUGAGUUGCAGUGUAAUGUGAUGCAACUAGAAUGGCCUUUGGUAGUUGGCGAAUGUCGUUAAGCAUCGAAAGUACAUUGCAGAUAUUGUGCACGUGUUCGAGCAAGUGUUUACAUUGAAUCAAUAAUACAGUGCUUGGUGUUAUAUUCGUACGUGGAGUGUGAUCAGAAUGGCGUUGGUGAACUAUACGCUGCCGUUCGGCAAUAUACAGCCCCCGACAUGGGCUACCGCGAGUCCGUUGCAAAAUCAGCACGCCUCGGCUGUGAACAACCUGCUGUACGGGCCCGCCGGACAUCAGGGCGAUGAUCAGGACUUUUACAAAAAUGCCCCAUACGCUCCACCGCAGCGGCAAUCAAAGCAAUCUCCUCAGCAGCAGCAGCAGCAACAUUCUAUUCAGUACCGACAAACGCCCCGGAACAACUAUUUGCCUCCUCCAUCGUACAUCCCGCCCAGUGCCGCCUAUCCGCAGGCACCGACACCACCUCCACAGCAAACACAGCAACCCCUGGGUCGGACGUACGGCGAAGGAUCGUACGCGGACGGUGCCGGUAGCCCACCGAACCCGGCCGGAGUUCCACAGCAACCGCAGCAACAACCACCGGCACAGCAACCGGCGUACUACGAGUACUCGUCCGGCAGUUACGCGACCCAGCCCGGCCGUCCGUUUACGGAACAGCACGCAAACCCACAGACGGGUACGAGCUAUCGCAGCAAUCCACCGCAACCGGCAGGUCCACGGACGGCCGGCAGUCAGGGCAGUGCUACCGGGAGCUACCCGCAGCGGCCACCGGUGUACGCUAGCGUGGGGUCCACCGGGACCCGCACCUCGAUACAUCCGGUGCUGGACUACGACGAGGAGGAUGAUGACGAUUACUACGACGAGGCGGUGGAGGUGACUCCGAUUGUUGGGAUCUCAGAUAACCGAAAAAACUCUCGCAUGCCAACAGUCACACCGAUCCAGGGGCCCAUAUUUAUAAAGAAUGGGACCGUUCCUGUUGUGCCAUUAUUCGCGUAUCCUCAAGUCAGCAAUGGAACGUUCAUCCAAAUACCGAUAUGGUGGACAGCUUUAUCCGUCGCGCUCGGGCUCAGCAUUCAUGGAGAUGUCAUCAGAGGUGUUCCUUGCAUAAAGAAGUACCAUCAACUGUUCUGUCCGACGGCGGGCAAUACCUAUCCUAGUGACAAAAUUGAGAUGUUCAUCGACGAGAACAAAGCACUAAUGAAGCGAAUGUACGGUGACUUCGAGAUGGCAUCACGGUUUCCGUCGUCCCCGGGGCGGAAACGCAAGCGGAGCGCACCGGGGCCGGAUCCCUACGGUGAGGAUGACGAGUUUACGCUACUGCCGGAACUGAUGGAUCUGUACGGGGAGCCGGGCGGUGAGGUGCGGCUUGGUGGCGAUUCGUACUUCAGCAAGCUGCGCAAGAAACGUCAAAAUCAGAACACCAGCUCCCGGGGUGGUGCGAGUGGUGGAGGACGCGGUGGCGGAUCCAGUGGAGGAAGUACCAACGCCCGUCAGACAGCAACUCCGGCCAACGGGAAUGGAGCGGGCAGUACGAGCGGUGAAUCCAACACGGGCAGGGUUGAUGCCUGCGAGUCGAAGAUCGAGAUAGUGACGCCAUACUGGGCGACGAAUUCUGCCGGCAAGGUGCGCGCCAUCGUCAACACGCAGCACUUUGAGCAGGCGAUCCACCAGGAAGUGUGUUCCAAAACCCAAACGAACCGUUGCUCCGGGGACUGUGGCUGUGAGCAGAAGUACAAAUGGCACCGGCUGCUAGCGUACGAUCCGGACAACGAUUGUAAGGGCAUCUUUAUGGAUUGGUUCCUGUUUCCGUCCUGCUGCGUCUGCCGGUGUAAUCCCUAGUAGCGGAUCACUUGCGAUCCGCCGAUCUUCACGCCGAGGACACCAAAUUUGAAGAGAUUUUUUCAUAGCAUCCCCCAUUUUCCCCCGCUCCCAAGUAGGCUGCUGUACUUUUUAAUUACCAAUUUUGUCACAAUUCUAUUUUCCUGUGUAAGCAAACCACCACCGGCAAGAGCGCAACGAGCUUGUUGUGUGCCCUUUUUCUAUUCCUUUUUUAAUGCUGUGUGCGAUUUAUGUUUAAAGUAUCAACUAUCCGAUUUAUUCUGCUCUCAAGCAUAACAAUAAACACGUGGAAACUACUUACCACCAUUGAAAGAUAA
Molecule: messenger RNA, 2606 nt
Organism: Anopheles stephensi (Asian malaria mosquito)
Lineage: Eukaryota; Metazoa; Arthropoda; Insecta; Diptera; Culicidae
Gene: spz3
Product: protein spaetzle 3
Exons: 8
Coding region: 601-2289 (562 amino acids)
Biological process (GO): central nervous system formation; regulation of Toll signaling pathway; innate immune response
Cellular component (GO): extracellular region
Molecular function (GO): Toll binding; growth factor activity
Source: RefSeq, a predicted model, not a curated record